UUUGCAACGCUCCCAGUUCUUAAGUUAGUACGUAACUGGAGCACGACAGUGAAGAAAUUUUGUCUUUCUCUAUCGUUGUUCGGAAGUUUUAAAUACAACCAAAAUGAGGGAAAUCGUGCACUUGCAGGCCGGCCAGUGUGGAAACCAAAUUGGAGCUAAGUUCUGGGAGGUAAUAAGCGACGAACAUGGCAUCGACCCGUCAGGGACAUACCAUGGCGACAGCGACCUGCAGCUGGAGCGAAUCAACGUGUAUUACAACGAGGCAUCAGGUGGCAAGUAUGUCCCCCGUGCAGUGCUGGUGGACUUGGAGCCAGGCACAAUGGACUCUGUGAGGUCUGGUCCCUUUGGCCAGAUCUUUAGACCAGACAACUUUGUCUUUGGCCAGAGCGGAGCAGGUAAUAACUGGGCUAAAGGCCACUACACUGAGGGAGCUGAGCUGGUGGACUCAGUCCUGGAUGUGGUGAGAAAGGAGGCGGAGAGCUGCGACUGCCUGCAGGGCUUCCAGCUCACACACUCCCUAGGAGGAGGCACCGGCUCCGGCAUGGGCACGCUGCUCAUCAGCAAAAUCCGAGAGGAGUAUCCCGACCGCAUCAUGAACACUUACAGCGUGGUGCCGUCCCCCAAGGUGUCAGACACAGUGGUGGAGCCGUACAAUGCUACCCUCUCCGUCCACCAGCUGGUGGAGAACACAGAUGAGACAUUCUGCAUUGAUAAUGAGGCACUGUAUGACAUCUGCUUCCGCACACUAAAGCUCACCACGCCCACCUACGGUGACCUCAACCACCUCGUCUCAGCCACCAUGAGCGGGGUGACCACCUGCCUGCGCUUCCCCGGCCAGCUCAAUGCUGAUUUGAGGAAACUGGCCGUCAACAUGGUGCCCUUCCCCAGGCUGCACUUCUUCAUGCCGGGCUUCGCCCCGCUGACUAGCCGAGGCAGCCAGCAGUACAGGGCAUUGACGGUUCCUGAACUCACUCAGCAGAUGUUCGACGCCAAGAACAUGAUGGCUGCCUGCGACCCGCGGCACGGGCGCUACCUCACAGUUGCCGCCAUCUUCCGAGGCCGCAUGUCCAUGAAGGAGGUGGACGAGCAGAUGCUGAACGUGCAGAACAAGAACAGCAGCUACUUUGUGGAGUGGAUCCCAAACAACGUCAAGACGGCCGUCUGCGACAUCCCUCCCCGAGGCCUCAAGAUGGCCGCCACCUUUAUUGGCAACAGCACGGCCAUCCAGGAGCUGUUCAAGCGCAUCUCAGAGCAGUUCACUGCCAUGUUCCGCCGCAAAGCCUUCCUCCACUGGUACACGGGCGAGGGCAUGGAUGAGAUGGAGUUCACGGAGGCUGAGAGCAACAUGAACGACCUGGUGUCCGAGUACCAGCAAUACCAGGACGCCACUGCUGAGGAAGAGGGCGAGUUCGAGGAAGAGGGCGAAGAGGACUUGGCCUAGACUCCUACCACGGCCUUUUUCUCACUGCAACAGUUAGUUAGGGCUUGGUCAAUAUGGUUCAUAUAAGUCAUUGUAGAAUUUUUGAUGAUUGGCUUUCAAUCGUUUUGACAACAAUUAAAAGUAAUUUUGAUUCUGCUGAAAGUCACAAUGAAAACAUUGAUAUCUUGUCCAGCCUUGUUUUUUAUAUGUUGUCUGUUCUGUUUUCACACGUUCUUUUUCCUGUUCCUUUUUCCUGUUUCUUGUGUUCUCUUUUUCAAGCUGCAGGUUUUAUUUAAGAUAAAAGAACAAAACACUGACCAGUUCAGGGCACUCCUUCCUGAAUUAGAAAAUUAGUCCAUUUGAUAUGGAGCAUAGUUCUUUAGGAUAAAACAACACCUUGCAAUAACUCUCAGGUACUGGUCACUGCUGCAAUACUGCUGGUGUUCUUGUAAUGGGAUGUCGUUGACAUCAAAUGUAGAGAUGUUUUUGAAUAAAGAUUUAUGGUUUGGUGCUA
This is a messenger RNA of Cottoperca gobio, 1934 nucleotides long. RefSeq names its product tubulin beta-4B chain-like. Gene Ontology annotation, biological process: microtubule-based process. The transcript is spliced from 7 exons. Gene Ontology annotation, molecular function: GTP binding; structural constituent of cytoskeleton; GTPase activity. Lineage: Eukaryota; Metazoa; Chordata; Actinopteri; Perciformes; Bovichtidae. Bases 104 to 1441 code for a protein of 445 amino acids. The record is from RefSeq and is a predicted model, not a curated record. Gene Ontology annotation, cellular component: microtubule.